Diachasmimorpha longicaudata is the source of this 4861-nucleotide messenger RNA. RefSeq names its product CUE domain-containing protein 2-A. Bases 244 to 1134 code for a protein of 296 amino acids. NCBI's taxonomy places the organism in Eukaryota, Metazoa, Arthropoda, Insecta, Hymenoptera, Braconidae. The transcript is spliced from 5 exons. The record is from RefSeq and is a predicted model, not a curated record.
UCCUUUCUCUCUUUCUCCCUCUCAUUGAAUCGAAUGGGCGGCAUUUCCAGGGGGAGAUAAAGAUUGAGAAUCCCUUUCAUAUCCCUACUGCAAGUUGACCUGUCAAAUUGUCGGAACCAUUGUUUGUAUCACAAAAAUCGACAUUUCUAAUUCAUCAGCCAAUCAGUUCUCGAUCUUCAAAUCAAUCAUUGGAACGACAAUUUCAAGGAGGACCAGCUUCAAGAAAUUGAGAUCCUGUAGUUGAUGGUAGUUGGAAGUGUCUGCAGAAUCAUGGAGCAGACUAUGAAUGAGAAGGAGGAGCUCGUGAAAAAAUCACUCUUUAGCUUCGUAAGGAAGCAAGUGCCCACGGCGCAGUUAAGUUUAAUCGAUGACAUAGUUCUCUCCUACGUCGUGUCAAUGGUAGAAGAGAGUGCAUUAGAGGAGGAUUUGGACGUUGAAGGGCUCUGCGAGAUGGUCUCAGCCUGUCUCCCUGAAUUUUCAAAUAUCGAAAAAGAUGCUGUGUCCAAAUGGCUAUUGGAUGUGGAGAGUGAAUUAAGACAGAAUACAAAAGGUUCCAGCGAUUGCCAGACCCAUGAUCCACUCAGUCACCUGAGCUUGACAGCGCUAUUACCCCCAGAUUCACAGAGAAUGCAAGUUCAUCACGUUUGUGAAACCAGUGAUGCUGGAAGUGAUUCCAGUGGAGAAUAUUUCAGUGAGCAGGAAGCUUCUUGGCACGAGAUUUCUCUUCUCCAGGAGAUGUUUCCAGCUGCAAGUCCUUCUGAGAUACGUCAUUGCCUGGCAAUCGCUGAUCGUGAUAUUACAAAAGCUGCUCAACUUGCACUCCACAGACAAGAGGCUGGCCAAAGUAUUACCAGCAACCUCAGUUAUUUAACGCCCAACAGACGUGCAAAGGCCAGUGUCAACGAUGACGAGCUUAAAUCACGUAUAAUCGCCCGCUACAGCUACGUCGAUCGUGACGACGACUCUCGUGAACAUCGACCAGUGACCCCAAAGCGUGAGCCAAAAAAAUUAGUUCGCUAUUUGGAUAACAAGAUCGUAAGUGUCAAGGGGGAAAGAUACACCGAAAUAAGACGCGGUGGAGAGGAUGAGGAUGGUAACGAGGGUGGCAGAAAGCGAAAUCACUGCCGUCCGUAACCAGUAACCCUGCCUCCACCCCCUGAUCCACCCCCUUGGAGGCAUAUAUGAUUCUCAAUGUUUUUUUCUCCCGCGUGUAACGCAGGUUCUCUCGUUAAUAUUUUUUUCGUACUGCAAUCGAUGAAAUUGAUUUUUUCAAAUUUACGCUUUCCAAGAGAAAUUGUAAUUUGCUGAUUAACAUUUUUCAAUUUGCCCAUUCGAUGAGUUUUAUAUUUUUUAAAGUGGAAAAUAGUUUGAUUAGAAUUGUUUUCCGUGAAAACGAAAGGGGAAGACAAGAGAUAAGUUGUUCGAGCGUUCUAUUGGCCAGUCCAUUUCGGUGAAAAUCCUCUGAAUUUAUAUUAAUUCACAGCGGCUCUUGAAAAUUUCCAAUUGUUGUUAAUGGGAUUCAACCACAUGAUUUCGGUGGCGAAGGGGGAAAUCGAGAUCAGUAACUUUUGACUAUUGACCAGGUUUUUAUGAAUAUCUCCGAAUCUAAAGAAGAUAGCAAAAUUUACGACAGGAUCUUUUUGGUGGGGCAAAUUAAGUUCUAUAAGAAAUGUAAUGACAAAAAUUUCGCCAUCUUCCUUAGAUUCGGAAAUAUCGCUGAAAAUCCACUUUGAUUUACCACUUCGUUACUGAUUUCUGCACAGAAUUUCGUCGAAUACAGAGCCCAACUGUUGAAAUAAAUAUUCUACAGACGAUACCCUGGAAAGUAAUCAUUAUCAACACUCAGUGUGAAAAUACCCCUGGUCGCUGAAAUCAAGAAAAAAAAAUGAAGUGAUUACUGGGUAUCAGCAAUUCCAGACGAAGGUCAAGGAACAAUGAAAUAAUUUUUGCAACAUCUUGUUUGAGAGGGUCAACAUAAAAGUGGACUGGUUAGUGCAGCUUUUGCUUUUCACAGCAUCACGAUAUUUCUUUAUUUUUUUUCUCACCACUUUUUGUCUUUCUAGUGACUGAUAUUGUGUAUAGACUUUUGUACGUUAUAGUUUUUUCUAGGAUUUUAUUUUGUUUUGUUUUCUUUUGCAAGUGUAAACCCCUCACAUUUUUGUGCACAUCAGUCUGCUCUAUACCAUUUUAGUAUUCUCAUGGACUCUCAUUCAUCAGUAUAUUAAAUGAUUAUUACAAUAUUUGUGAAUUUUUUAAGAAAACUUUUCUCUGUAAUAAUCGGAAAGUGAAAAUUUUAUCGGAUAGGGUUUAGCAGUGUGUCCAAUUUAGGUAAACUUACCAGACAUUUUCAGCAAGAUAUUGAAUCCAAUUUUUGUAAGGAUGUGUUCAAGCAUUGUCCACAAUAGUUUGUCGAUUUUCUCUAUUUUACAGGUAGUUAAUAAUCAAAAUAAUUAUUAAUUUGCUUCUAAUAUGGAAAAACUACUGACAGUGAAGGUCGUUUGACGAUAAUACAGCAUUAUCAUAUUGAUGGAGGCAACAUGCAAAUUUUUCCCUGCGAUAUCAUUUCUCGCAAAUCGAAUAUUAGUGGGAUCGUUCAUUGAUAUUCUCUAUAGCCGAUAGAAUAUAUUUGAUAAAAUGAUUCAUCUAAAAUGUACUCCCUUUAUUAUGUAAAGUAGCUCUACCCUCAGGUCGGUAUGUGACUGAUUCAAUAUGCAAUGGUUUUGAAAUACUUUCAGUUGUGAAAUUUUCCAACCCAUUGCAUAAGCAAAAUUCAAAAAAAUUUAUAUGUAAUCAGUAUUAUCUUCUCUAAAUUAAAUUUUGGAAAGUAUUGAUUUUUUUCAAACGUUUUUUCAAUUUUUGUACGUUCAAUGAUCAAAGAUUGAGAGAUUAAUCUUUAUCUACAAUGGAAAUGUUAUUUUUUUUCAUUUGUUAACUGUUUUUGCAACAGUUGAAAUGAUAAUUAAAUUCAGGAAAAAAAUAUCAUUGCACAUGUAAUCAAAUUAUAUGACAAUUGGGUGGAGUUUUCUAUCAUCUUUGAAUUUAUUUAAGGGUAGGGCUACGUCAAGAUGAACUUUUGUAUUAAGAUCGUGUCUCAGAUUUUUAAUGUAUUGGAUGUAUUGGCCUCUUUUGGUCAUGUGCCGAUUUCUUUAGCAUUUUUUAAAAAUUUAUUGAUCGUCUCAAUGCAAAAAAGUACAUCAGCAGCGAAGUUGUAAAUCGAGACAAGUCACUAUCGACUAGUUUUUGAUCAAUAUCGCGGAAUCUAUGUGAGAUAGCUAAAUUUUGAUUACGACCUUUUUUGUGGAGUCUGUUAAGUUAUGCAAUAAAUGUCAUUAUGAAAAUUCUUCUAUCUCUUAGAUUCGAAUCGAUUUAUCUCAUUUUACCACUGCGCUACUGUCGUUAGGUCUUUUGAUUGAUAAUUUUUCUGCUUUUAAAAUUUUGUGCAUUUCUUGAAAAUUGAUGAAAAAGACAAAAAAUGUCUAAGUCAUAAUACAACUUACAAUUAAUAAAUCUGCAAGCAAUGCAAAAUACAAAAACAAUGCAUUUUCGGACAUCAAUUUGAUCAAUAGUUUCGCAGAAAAAUAAACAUCAAAAUUGACUGAAAGGGGGCAGUUCGAUAAAUAUAUGCUUCAACAGGAGUAUAUAUGUAUCAUUAAUUUUUGUAAAUUACAAUGCCCAUUUCCACUACACCCUACCAUUCAAACCAAAUGUUCGAUUUCAGUGGUGCUGGUGUAAAACGAAAUAAUUCGACUCAUCUCUGAGCCGAGUUUUUGAUCAAUAUCUCCGAAUUGAAAAGAGAUAGCGCAUUUUUUGUAAUAACAUUUGUUGACGUACUCAAUUUGUUGCACAAAAAAGGUUAUAAUAAAAAAUUUUCUUUCUGUCUUGGAUUCCGAGAUAUUCAUCAAAAACUGAUCAAUAGUCAAAAGUGACUUAUUUUUUUUUACCAGGUCGCUACCGAUUUGAUUAUGCGCGAUUCAAGAAGAUCACAAAAUCUAUGAAGUUUGAAUGAAAAUUUUAUAUUUAUGUGAUUCCCCAUACUGAAAUUCUAUACGACGGCAAAUAUUGAAAAAAAAUUUUGCAUUUUUGCCGAGUUAUUCACAAACAAAUUGAACAGUUGAAACUUUGUAGUCCACAAUUCGGAUUUAAAAUUCCAUAAAAAACUUUUUUACCAGAUUUCCACCAUGUAACUUAGACAUAUUUGUUAUGUUUACUACUUCUACAGAUAAGAUCUCAUUACAAAAAUGCCCUUCUGUCAAAAAAUAACGGAAUCUGUCUAAUAGAUCAUUUAAUCUGGAAAAUGCUGUGUUUGUGUCGACACUGCAAAAUUAUUGCUUCAUUCACGCCAUAUUAUUUAACAGUAUUACUAUUGUUAUAACGGUUGGUUAUAAAACAAUCUUGACUGCUAUCGGGUAUAUUUAGAAUGUGAGGGAAGCGGAUGCAAAAAAAAAAUUAUUGCACUAUUGGAAAAUAAAAAUGGUAAAUUUAUCCGUUUUGUGAUAAACCACUAAUAAUUCCAGGUUUCUCAAGUUUUCCCAAACCUAAAGUGAGAAUUUUCUUGCAACUAUGCUUUACAAUUGUCACAAUUAAAAAAUGCCAAUUUUAUUUCAUUAAUUUUUAUCCAAUUUAUUGAAUCUCAAUUGAGUGAAUGUAUUAAUCUAAUCCGUUUUGUAUUUUAUUUUUUCUCAUGAAAAAUCCGAAGAAAAUCAUAUGAUAAAAUUGAAAAAAAAACAUUAGCAUUUGCCAGAUGUGUAGAAUUACUUCGAAAUCAUUAGAAGUCUUCACGUAGUGAGCAGUGAUAUUCUUUAGAAUUAAAAAAAAAAACAUGUAGAUGUUUCACAGUGGGCCGGUCCUUGCCGUAGACGUA